Molecule: messenger RNA, 1080 nt
Organism: Auxenochlorella protothecoides
Lineage: Eukaryota; Viridiplantae; Chlorophyta; Trebouxiophyceae; Chlorellales; Chlorellaceae
Exons: 8
Coding region: 1-1080 (359 amino acids)
Source: RefSeq, a predicted model, not a curated record
AUGGACCUGGAGGCCCUGUGCGACGAGGUCUCGCAGCGCCAGUCCCUGCUCCAGCGCCGCCUGCACGGGGCGGCGGGGGGCGGUGACGAGCCGGCCCUGCUGCGAGGGGUGGUCUGCGACCAGAGGGCCCUGCUGACGGGCAUGCUGACGGCUGUCAGGUCCUCCAGAAUGGCGCAGGAGGCGCUGCACCAGGCCGACAUGCGCCGGCUGGUGCACGACCACCAGACGCAGCUUGCGGCCGCCAAGACGGAGUGGGAGCGGGCCCGUGUGGACAAGGAGGGGAGCGUGGAGGGGGAGCUGAGCACGCUGCGGGCCCGGGCCACGGCCCAGGAGGCGGAGCGGCAGGAGGCGGAGGCGGCCGCGGAGGCCCGGGCCUCCGACCUCCUCACCCAGGUGCGGGCGGCGCAGGCGGCCCUGGAGGCCGCGGAGGCGCGCGACCGCGCCCAGGCCCGGGAGCUGGAGGAGGCGGAGAGGGCUGCAGACCACUCUGUCGCCCAGGCCGAGGCCGAACAGGCGGCCGCGCGGGAGGCCGAGCUCCGGGGGGCGCUGUCGGCGCAGGUCGGCCUGGCGGCCAGCGCUGAGCUGCAGGAAAUAGCCGCAGAGCGCGAGCGGGAGCUGGCGCAGCUGCAGGCCGUCUUGUGCGGCGCAGAGCGCGAGGUGGCCGAGGCGCGGGAGAGAAGCGGGGAAGAGCUGUCUGCCGCCCUGGUCCAUGCCGCGGCCGAGAAGACGGAACUCGAGACCCGGCUGGCGGCUGCGGAGGCUGCCAGCCAGCAUGUGCGCGAUGGUGGCGGCGGUGAGCGGGCCAGGCUGGAGGAGCAGCGCCGAGCCACCGAGCAGGAGCGCAGCGACCUGACCCAGACCAUCGCAGCGCUGCGCCGCCAGCGGGACCACUUCAGCGCCCAGCAGACGGAGUACAAGGUGCAGCGGGGAGAGGCACGAGAGCGCCUCAUGCGUCAGUACUUCCCGGGCAUGGGGGCCGGGACCCUGCUGGAGAGGGCACUGGCUCGCAAGGUGGAUGCCGCUGCGCAAGAGCUGGACGCCCUCGUGGUGCCGGUCCAGAUCCCUGCCGGCGGGGUUUGA